AUGUCCUCACCACCUCCAUCUUUGUGCGUCGGAAUACCCAUAGCAACUACAACCACAACUGCAACUACAAAUAUUAGAGUUUGUGUGAGGUGUCGUCCGUUCAUCGCAAAUGAGCUCAAAGACAAUUCAUUUCCAAAGAAUAUGCCAUUCAAUAUUGAGGCAAAUUCGAUCGAAAUCCCGAAUAUCGACCCCACCCAAACAAAGGUCAUGCCUUUCGACUUUGUGUUUGACGAGAAUGCUGAAAACAAGGAUCUCUAUCGAGAGAUGAUUUCAGAUAUGAUUCCUUCAGUCAUAGAGGGUAUAAAUGUAACCACAUUUGCCUAUGGUCAAACUUCAUCUGGAAAGACUUUCACAACCUUCCUUAUCAGAGUAUCCUACUUGGAAAUUUAUAACGAAAAAGUGAGAGACCUUCUCUCACCAGAACAGCGACAAGUGAAUAUUUUCGUGGAUAAAAACAAAAAUUUGUCAUUUGAUCAUCUAACUGAAGAGAUUGUUCGCAGCGAAAAUGAAGCGAUGGACGUUCUUGCAAGAGGUUCUUCGCAUGCAAUAAUUGCAAAAACAGUUGCUAAUGAUUCAUCUUCCAGGUCUCACACAAUUUUUCGAAUGGUCGUUGAAAGAAAAGAUGAAAUUGCUUUGGACAGUUCGAACCUUGCUUCGUCCCAAACAAAAAGACUCAAGGCUAAACAGAUAUUAAGAAUAGGGACUUUAAAUCUUGUUGAUCUUGCAGGAAGUGAAAAUGCCAGCCUUCAAGUGGAUGACAACAGAAAACGUGAAGGUCAGAACAUUAAUCUGAGUUUGUUACAUUUGAAAGAAAUUAUAACAAAACUUUCGAACGGAGAAAAAGUAUCUUCUUUCCGAAAUUCAAAGCUUACAAGAAUUUUAGGAGAUAGUUUGUCCGGAAAUGCUAGAGUCGCUGUAAUUUGUUGCAUUUCGCCAGAGCCAAGUAAAUUUAGAGAAACCAAACGGACUCUUGAAUUCGGUAGUAAUGCAAGACGGAUAAUGAUCAAACCAACUGUAAAUAGUGAAUGUGACAAUGCCUUAAUUUUGAAGUACCAAACUGAGCUAGAAUCUUUGCAAAAUGAGCUUAAUACUUUGAGGGAGAAAUUAAAGAGCCAAAAGGACGAUACUGACAAAGAAGAAACCGAGGAAGAGGUUAAGAAUUUAGAGAACAUUAUGAAAGAUUUAACCGAAUCAAUGGUUACAAACAAAUCUCUGCUCACCAAAUUGGAGGAUAUUGAAAAAGAAAAAAGAGAUAGGGAUGCAAGAAUAAUGGAGAUUGAAAAAGAGAAAGAAAUGUUGGAAAAGCAGCUAAAGUUGGAAGAAGAAAAUAAGCGCAUGAAAGAAGAAGAGUCAAGAAAUAAGGAUCAAAUUUUGCUUCAUCUCCAGCAAGAAACUCUCGCCAUGAAUUUAAGGCUAGAAGAGAUUUCAUUGUCUAAAAAAGAAUGGGAAUCACAAUCACAAAGAAAAGAAAUACAAAUCAAGGAGCUCAUGGAUUAUAAUAGAAUUAUUGAAGAAAAGAUGAUUAACGAAGAAAGCUCAAGAAAAAAAGCAGAAAAGUUGGUUCAAGAUCAAGUUGCACAAAUAGAGCUGUUUAAACAAAAGAAUGAAUUGAUUGCCCAUGAAUAUGCAAAAGAAAAGCAAGCAAAAGAAGAAGCAUGUAAUUUAGUUCAGCAAAAGCUGAAUGAGAUGCAGAACAUACAACAUUUACUCCAACAAAGUGAAAAUGCAAAAGCAAAUUAUGAAGCACAACUUAAAAUUCUUAAUGACAAUAUGUCAACCAUGUACAAAUUGUGGAAAGAAGAUUAUGAUAACGAGAUGCGCUUGAAGGAAAAAGAAAAAACUCAAUUAGACGAACAAAUAGCUCGUUUAACACGGAUAUUAGAUGAAAAAGAUUUAGAAAUUCGAGAUUUACAAGAACAACUUAAAACCAAUCAAUUAUUACAGCAAAACAUUUUAAGUAUGGAGAAAGAAACACAACUUUACAAGAAACUACUGCAGGAAAUCGAAAAUGAAAAAGAAAUGAUCAAGAAAAAGUCUCUCGACACCUUAAAGGAGAAUAUGGAACUUAAGAGAAGGCUUUCAGCGCUGGAAAAAGCGAAUCAGAAUGUGACUUACAGAAGUGACACCAACAACUACAACAACCCUUCUUCGUCAAGCCUCACAUCCAGAACAUCUCGACCUUCUUCACCAAUGACGACACCCUUCAAUAAUCCAUAUCAGGUUUCCUCACAAUCCAAUAACCCCGCUGCUGGACAAUUGUCUUCUCUUUCUUGUAAUAAUAUUCGUCAACACACAUUUAAUCUCUCUGCAGGAGGUAAUAAUAUCAAUGACAUUCCCUCUACAAUUUCAACCAAUUACGGAACUACGAACCUCUCGUCAUGGCCCAAUCAACUAAAUACAUACAACCAAACUAAUCAACCUCCUGUUGUGAACCAAAAUUGUAAUCCCUUCAAUCACACAAUUAAUGGAAUGAGGGAUGAUCUGAAUUACCAACCAAUGCAUCACAAUCCAUAUCAAUUUUAUCCUCCAACAAAUCCGAGUUAUGACAGAACUAAUUCUUACGGACAAAUGUCGACUUUGCCCUCAAACAAUCAGCAUGCCACGUUGAUUCAUGAAAGUGGUGUCCUCGUUCAAAACGGAGGAGGAGGUACCACAAGAAGUGCUUCUCCUUCACCUCUCACUAAUAGGUCUUCUCUUUCCGUGCCUCCACAAGAAUUAUCAACAAAUGCUGGGAGAAGCAGACCCAAGUUGUUUAAUCAACAACAAGGACAGCACCAACCUCAAAUCCAAGCUCCACCAAAGGUAACAACAGGGGGAUCUGGGCCGAAUAAUAACCCAAUCAGAAACCCUUCGCCCAAUCGAAUUAUCAGAAUCACCGGUGAACGAGCUUCUCCUAAACCACCUACUAAAGAAGAACCAGAAGAAAAUUCGUUAGAGCUGGAACAGGAUAAGACGAAAAUGAAAAAACGGAGAUCUUCAUUAAGCAAUCUGUUCAGCUUGUUUAAAGGUGAAGACAAAGCUAAUUUGCUCAAGUAG
This is a messenger RNA of Naegleria fowleri, 3036 nucleotides long. RefSeq lists its product as uncharacterized. Lineage: Eukaryota; Heterolobosea; Eutetramitea; Acrasida; Naegleriidae. Gene Ontology annotation, molecular function: microtubule motor activity; ATP binding; microtubule binding. The transcript is spliced from 5 exons. Gene Ontology annotation, biological process: microtubule-based movement. Bases 1 to 3036 code for a protein of 1011 amino acids. The record is from RefSeq and is a predicted model, not a curated record.